UAUUGACAAGACAUCUGAAUCAAGAUCCUGUGGAAAAUCUAUUCGCCACUGUAAGGCAACAACACGGUUGUUGCCGGAACCCAAGUUCUUUGCAAUUUGAGAAUGGUCUGCGGCAUACAUACCUCACAAGUAUUUCAAAGUUGUCAAGUCAGACAAACUGUGAAGAUGACUUUUCAUUUUCAUUGAGAAAAUUAAGUGAGUUGAGUGAGCUUUCCGAAACUCAAAUAAAAAGUCAACCUGAAGCAUCUUUGUCUUGGAAAGCUAUCGAUAAUAUUGAUGUUGACCUGCAGGAUGAAAAUGCCAUAUAUUAUGUUAGGGGAUAUAUGGCAGAGAAAUUUCUAAAAUUGCACCCUUGUGAAAAAUGUAAAAGUUUACUCGUGGACGAUGAAAAAAAUUAACAGGUCAGCAUCAAUUGUUCACAUAUUUCACUGCCAGAAUCUGAAGGAUUGCUUUAUGCUUCUCAAAGUUUUUAUGAAUAUAUAAAGAAGCUUGAAGUAAUCCAUAAUGUGCACUUCAAGGACCUUCUACAUAGUAGGCAUAUAGUGGGGGAUUUAGUGGAAAUAGUCAGAGGAAAAAAUAAAAUUUCAUUUGAUCUGUGUACACCAGAAGCCUCUGGCCAUUUCCUCAAGAUGUUUAUGACUAUACGUUGUCUUUGGGGUUUUCGGUUCGAAAAUCAAAAUAAAAUAAAAAAAGUGAAUACAAAAAAUCAAAAACUCAGAAAUCUAUGCAAUGAAUAAUGAUUCACAUUUAAGAUUACUUAAGAGUGCUGGUACGCUUACUAGUUUAGUAUCAGUUUGACAAUGUGCAGAACAGUUGAUUUUAAAGCUGAAAAGAUGUCUUUAGACCAUCUAUAUGAAUUCAAUUUUGGAAAGUUGUACAACGAUUGUACAGAAAGGGGUAUAACAUUCGAGGAGGAUUGUAGCGUAUGUUUGAGCAGAUUGACAGGAGAAUUGUACCUUACCGAUUGCAGACAUUCAUUCCACAAGGAGUGCAUCCGCAGAUGGUGCUCCAAUUCCAAAUGUAGUCCCAUGUGCAGGACAAAUUUAAUUUUCGAAGAAACCUUCAGUAUCUUCGAUACUAAUUGGCAACCUGUUAAUAUCCAUCGGUUCGACCAGAUGGACAGUGACGAAGCAGAUGAUGAGAGUGAAGAAGAAGAAGAGGGAAAUGAAGAAGAGAAUGAAGGAGAAAAUGAAGAACAAACCAACGAGGAGAGUUAAUGAAAUUUGUGAUUCCUGCCUUUUUGCGUGAUUUCUUCUUUUUUUGUACAUGUAUUUAUGUUUUGUUUAAUAUCCACUUGUAUUUUCUUUGUUUGGAUUCAUGCUGUAUCGUUUUAUAUAUACAUAUUUUAUUUUGAAUUAUGUUGUGUUCAUAUGUCAUCAUGAUUUCUGCAAAAUCUACUUUAGCGCCAUACUUGAUAUCAGUAUUCAGUUUUCUACUGAAAGAUUUUAACUUUCAACUGCUUUCGAACCAUUCAAAAUACUUCGAUCUCUUUUGGAAUACUUACAUAUUUUCAGAUAAA
Molecule: messenger RNA, 1519 nt
Organism: Harmonia axyridis
Lineage: Eukaryota; Metazoa; Arthropoda; Insecta; Coleoptera; Coccinellidae
Product: brassinosteroid-responsive RING protein 1-like
Exons: 2
Coding region: 801-1217 (138 amino acids)
Biological process (GO): protein ubiquitination
Molecular function (GO): ubiquitin protein ligase activity
Source: RefSeq, a predicted model, not a curated record